UCGUCGACGACGACAAAUCCUGUGGUCCGCGAGCGGAAUUCGACACGUUUGCGAUGCGCGUAUCGUGUCGCGGUCGCGUUGUGUAAUUAAUCUCGUUUAUCUACGCAACGUGGCCGAAAUUAACGUACAGAAAUUAAGAGGCAAUUAUCUGCGGCCACGUUCUCCAGUCCGUCGACCACGUCUGCCGUCUGCCUUUGCUCGUUCUCGUCAGUAGCUCUCAUGAAUGAAUCCCACGAAACAGCUGACAGCUGACAGCACCUCACUCAUCCAUGUAUACGGGAUAGCGACCGCCUUCGAGAAUUGUCAGGGAAAAUAUAGGUGAUCUUCUGCGUACGACAGGUCGUACGAUAACAUUUGAUAAUAGUCGAUCAGUCCGAUCUCGCGUGUAAUUCUAUUAAUUGUAAAAAUUGUCCACUUUGACCGCGCGGAAUGUCUUUCAAAAAGGAUCUAAAGUUGCUCGUUAAACCGUACUACUUGAUAAACAUCUUCCUCAGCGUCUCUUACAUCAUCUCCAAGCGCUUUCCUAUAAUUUGUAAUUACAUAUUUGCUCAAGACGACUGCGAGCUCGAUGGGAGGGAAACGGAGAUUCUCUUUUUCCUCAUGAUCGUUAUCAUGAUAAGGACAAGGAAGACCGGCAGCGUGACCAUGAUAAAUUACCUGACAUCCAGUUUUGUGUAUACGAAAGCGGCAAACUUGAUCCUGUGGUUCUACGCGGACGUGCGGAUGGGCAUUCUGUUUGCAUUUAUUUUUAUACUGUGCGGAUUAGUGCUGCCAGAACCGACGUAUCAAGGGCCUGAAAAUGUGAUCUACCUACGUGGGGCCAAUGGACUGCAGGAGGAGCUGCAGCGUGACACCAGAGUGGUCUGGCUGGUGGCGUUCUACACCGCGUGGAAUCCAGCUUGCGUUACUUUUGCACCGAUAUUUUCCGAGCUCUCUGCGGAAUACGCGUUGGAGAACUUCAAGUUCGGAAAGGUGGACAUCGGUAGAUAUCCGGACGCUGCGGCAAAGUAUCAUAUUAGCGACGCCAGCACGAGCAAGCAACUGCCAACGUUAAUACUCUUUAAAGAUGGCAAGGAAGCGGAGCGACGUCCAUACGCGGACAACAAAGGAAAGCUCGUCAAGUUUCUCUUCUCGCUGGACAAUGUAAAGGCUGCGUUCGAUCUCAAUAAUAUCUACAGCGACUGUAAGAAACAUCCUAUCAAAAGGAAAGAGAGGAAAUCGUUGAAGGCAGAAUAAUGAAGGCACACUUAGGCAUUUAAUGAAAAAAAGUUUUUGCAGUUGAGCGAGUUUCAGUUAGAUGAACUUGUACCGUGUAGAAAAUCCAGCUAGCGGGUUAUCUCGAUCGAGUUCUGAUUCUAAAUUAAAAAUACGAGGAUUCGUGUAAAUAUUUUGUUGCGUGUUGCAAUAAUCUCUGCAGUGCUCUUAUAUUGUCUUCACUUACGUUUAAACAUCUGUACAUAACAUUCGUCACAGAUCGUUAUUGUAAUAUUGUGUAUGAUGUGUGUGAAUGUGCCAUAGAUAUAUAUAUAUAUAUAUAUAUAUAUAUUAACAUAAAAUUCAAAUAUGUACAGAAAGCUUGUUACGCGAUUAACAAUAAUGUUGCGUCGUUUCUCUUUACAAUAUGCUCGAUAUAGCUGUUGAAUAAAAGCUGAUCGUUGGCAUGCACGCUCUUUUCUAUUUUCUCUUAUAAAAAUGCAGUCAUUUGCAUUUGGCAUAUUACAAUCUGUACAAUGAUAGAGUUUAAUAACGAGGACUGUAGCACCUCGAACCCUUAAAAUUAAAUAUAAAUCCUGUUUCAUUCCACCCAGACUGACCUAGACCCAGACUCCAAAUUUAACUUUAUUAAUUUAAUUUUUAAAUAACUAUAUAUCAAACACGAAUGUAUAUAUCUAAUUCCUUUUUGUGUUCCGAGGAACAUGAGACUAUUAUGAUACGUUAUUUUCUUUAAUUCUUUAAUCCUUUUAACAGUAUGUAAAGUUUUAUCGAAGUAACUUAAAGUGAAUGAA
Messenger RNA from Temnothorax curvispinosus, 2006 nucleotides. Its product is annotated as thioredoxin-related transmembrane protein 2 homolog. Bases 430 to 1236 code for a protein of 268 amino acids. The transcript is spliced from 5 exons. The record is from RefSeq and is a predicted model, not a curated record. Gene Ontology annotation, cellular component: membrane-bounded organelle. Gene Ontology annotation, molecular function: disulfide oxidoreductase activity. NCBI's taxonomy places the organism in Eukaryota, Metazoa, Arthropoda, Insecta, Hymenoptera, Formicidae.